Bacillus rossius redtenbacheri is the source of this 7395-nucleotide messenger RNA. RefSeq names its product monocarboxylate transporter 12-like. NCBI's taxonomy places the organism in Eukaryota, Metazoa, Arthropoda, Insecta, Phasmatodea, Bacillidae. The record is from RefSeq and is a predicted model, not a curated record. The transcript has 6 exons. The coding region runs from base 45 to 1592 and encodes 515 amino acids. Gene Ontology annotation, biological process: transmembrane transport. Gene Ontology annotation, molecular function: monocarboxylic acid transmembrane transporter activity. Gene Ontology annotation, cellular component: membrane.
CCUUCGCCACGCAGUUCCGCCAGCUCUUCUUCAGCUACGCCGCCAUGGUCGGCGUAGGUGUUGGUAUGACGCGAGACUGCUCCACGCUGAUGGUGGCGCAGUACUUCAAGAAGAGACGGGAGUUCGUGGAGAUCUUCAUCGUGUCGGGCAGCGGCUUGGGGAUCGCCGUCAUGUCGGUGUUCAUCAAAGGAUCCAUCAGCGCCAUCGGCUGGCGGCUGGGGCUGCAGGCGGUGACGGGCUCGGUGUUCCUCACCUUCAUCCUGGGCACCUUCUACCGCUCGGCGUCGCUGUACCACCCGCAGCGGCGCGCCAUCCUGCACCUCAAGAACCAGAAGCGCAAGAUCAAGGACAAGAACAAGGUGGACGACGGCCCGCCCUUCUUCGACUUCACCACGCUGCGCAGCAAGACGGUGCGCAUCCUGCUGGCGUCCACGGCGCUCACGUCGUUCGGCGUGCUCACGCCCGUCUUCUACCUGGCGCACCAGGUGGAGCAGGAGGGCCUGGGCGAGCUGGCGGUGCCGCUGCAGGUGUACCUGGGGCUGGCGUGGACCCUGGGCUGCGCCGCCUUCGGCCUGGUCGUGGUGCGCAACUCGGCCGAGUGCCGCAUCGCGCGCCAGUACCUGUGCCAGGCGGCGGCGCUCAUGUGCGCGCUGGCCACGGCGGGGCUGACGGCCGUGUCGGCCAACCGCCACGGCUACCUGCUGUUCGCGUGGAUCUACGGCGUCUUCUGCGGCGGCUACCACUACGCCCUCAAGACCUACACGUACGAGCGGGUGCGCGCGCGCAACUUCGCGUGGACGUGGAGCUUCGUGCAGUGCUCCCAGGCGGUGCCCAUCGCGCUGGGGGUCCCCAUAUCAGGCUACAUCACGGAGGAGUGCGGCGACAAGGCGGGCUACCUGUUCAGCGCGACCUGCGCCGCGGUUGGGGCUCUCGCAUUGUUCCUGGUGGACGCGCACCGCCGCAGCCUGUCGCGCCACAAGCACGCGCGCGCCAACGGCACCUCGCAGCCGUGCGACAACCGCGCCUGCUCGCAGCGGCGCAAGCUGUCCUUCAGCGGCGAGCCCGACCACGAGCCGCCCGGGGUCACGGGUCCUCCGGUGCUGACCCUGGGAGCGCUCGACGCCUCCGCCGAUGAGGACCACCACAUCCACCACCAUCACCAGCAGCUGCAGCAGCCCGCAAUCCCCGGGGACAAGCCCGAGCUGACCUGCAUCAGCGAGGAGGGCAUCGCCGACAUGGACCUGCCCGACAACCUGCUCGAGGACCUCGACUACAUCGGCGACUGCAUCACCUCGUGCAACAAGGUGGAGAACUACCUCAUGCUCAGCGAGUACGAGAACAACCUCAUCGCGGAGAUGCCCGUGCUGAUGGACCGCAAGGGUCGACGCUGGUCGCUCGCCAGGCACGGGGGCGGCGCCCGCGGAGCGGAGAACGGCGAGGCGUCCGGCGGCGGCGAGGACAGCCCCCAGCACGAGGCGGCGCUGGACGACGCCGCCUCCCCGGCGGCGGCGUGGCGGGGGCGGCCCAGCCUCAAGUGGCGGCUGAUGGGCGCCAAGCGCGUCAUCACAGUCAUCGACGAGGACUCCACGUGAUCCCCCCCCUCCCCCAACCACAUCCUCUACCCUCCACCCGAGACCAGCCGCGCGACUGUGCGAUAUCGGUUCGCGACCGAGAUCCUACUGUUCAUUUCCCCCGAUGAGAUUCCUCAACGUAUCCGAUACCUGUUGGUAGUGUAUUUAACCACAGAAUGAUAAUCCCACACAAAAUGUGACCAGAAAUUUGUGAACACUCUUAUGAAUUCAUUUGGGUUGUGUUAAAAAAAAAAAAUUAGUUUAUAAUUGUUAGUGACUUUUGAUUCGCGUCUGAAAUCUUACUGUUGAUUUCCCCCGAUGAAAUUCAUCAACGUAUCCGAUACCUGUUGGUAGUGUAUUUAACCACAGAAUGAUAAUCCCACACAAAAUGUGACCAGAAAUUUGUGAACACUCUUAUGAAUUCAUUUGGGUUGUGUUAAAAAAAAAAAUUAGUUUAUAAUUGUUAGUGACUUUUGAUUCGCGUCUGAAAUCUUACUGUUGAUUUCCCCCGAUGAAAUUCAUCAACGUAUCCGAUACCUGUUGGUAGUGUGUUAACCACAGAAUGAUAAUCCCACACAAAAUCUGACCAGAAAUUUCAGAACACACGUAUAAAUUAAUUUGGGUUAUUUAAAGUAAGUUCUAGUUCAUAAUUGCUAGUGACUUUUGGUUCACGACUGAAAUCUUACUGUUGAUUUCGCCCAGUGAAAUUUCUCAACGUAUCCGGUACCUGUUGUUAGUGUAUUAAUCACAAAACAAUUAUUCCACACAAUAUCUGACCAGAAAUUUGUGAACACACGUAUGAAUCAAUUUGGGUCAUGUAAAAAAAAUUCAGUUUAUAAUUUGCUAGUGACCUUUUUUUAUGAGUAAUAUACAGUCUCGCCGAUUUCUUGUAAACAAUAUUAUUGAUGAUCAUGAACAGUCCUCUAGUCCCGCCAAAACUUGCAUUCUACUCUACUCUCAUUGGCUGUUUGGCGCCAUGCGUUCGUAACAGAUAUGAAAUAUAUUAAUUUCCCUCCCAUACACACGACCAUACUAUUGUGCUGUUGUGAAUCAGUAGGUUCGAAAGAUGGCGGUCAAAUCUUGUGCACAAGACCUCCUGUUAUUUUUUUUUUUUCAAUUUGCACCCAGCUUUAUCCUACUUCUCUAACGUCUUCUCCUUCUCAUUCUAAAUCUUCCCCUUCUCUGGACACCACAAACCCUUAGCCUGAAUCACAGAUUCAGCUGGUUGAAGUGAUAGCGUCCGAAUGUUUCGUUGUUGACCUAGCGUCUCUGCUUAGGUCUUAGUCUCACACGCAAUGUUGGUUGAUUCACUUACUAGUCAUUACUAUUAUUUUAAAAGGCUUUUUUCCGUAGAUUCAUCACAAUAACUCCCUGGCAUUUUGCGUUGGCCUCAAACUGAAACAGGAGAAAAUAAAUCAAGUGUAGCCAUACCAAUCUACAUCUAACAUACCCUGGGAAGAAUAUUCUGCACCUCCUGCCCUCGCUACACUGAAAAUUACACGUCAAUUUGGAGGAGAUUUAAUUUUAGGUCCAACCGUAGUCAACAUGAGCAUGGCUGUGUGUUGUUAGAUUUCGGCAAGGGGAGAGCCCAUUGCUGUUGUACCGAAACGAACCGCUGAGCACUGAAGUGAGUAUCCAUCAGUCCAGUCCCUGCAGAAGUCCCUGCAGAAGAUGCGAAUUGAGAAUAGGCAAUGAGUUAGAUAAAAGUGCUGGGUAAAGAGGACAAGACAUGGAAGGGAAUGCUAUAGUGUAGCCCAACAAGUCAUUUACUGAUAUUCUCGUUCAACACAAAUAUCCCUUGGAAAGUAGAAUUUCGGAUGUAUGCACGUGUACGUAAUUGUGAUCACUUGCAUCACCUUUUUUACUGCUCGGAAAUAACAUUUAAUAAGUAUGUAGCGAGAAAAUUUGAGACUCAACAACGAAUGCAAGAGAAUUAUCGGAAUAAAUUUACAUGGAAAUCGUUUUAUUGAUAUUAAUGACGAAAAAACUAAAUAAACAACAUGGCUGUGAGACCUAAUCUUGAGGUCUCUGUAUAUCAGCUAACACAAAAAACAAAUGGAUCCAGGGGGAGGAAGGAGAAUUUACAUCUAAUAAAAUUUUGUUUUGUGGGAGAGACUGAAAAAAAAGUAACUUUUGACUAUGGUUACACAUAUUACAAAACUAACUGCUGCUUAAUGUGAUGAUUUUAAGAAAGGCCACUAUAUAAUUUGUGCUUUCAUAAAAACAUGUAAAAUUAAGUUAUUGAGACGUAAAUAAAAUCGAUAUUAUGGAGACCGUUCCUCCUAGCUCGAAUUUCUGGAAGUCAUCUCUGUUCAUAGUUUAAAAUUUUUUAAAUUGAAACCUUGGACAGUUCAUUUAAUAUUUUAACGUUUACUGACAAAUAAAACAUUUAGAAGAAAUUUUAAAUUGCUCAGUUUGUCUGGCGUGUACUAUUAGUAUGCUUCACUGUAAAAUCAGUGAUGAACACUGGAAAUUGCUGAAAAUAUCGUGAUCUUCAAUGAACGAUUUAAAUUUUAAGAUUUAAGUCAAAUGGAUUCAACCAGGGCGAGAAAAACCCAUGAUUUACUACAAGGAUACUGCAUGAAGUUGAUUUUUGGUCGCAUGACCUGUGUUAUGUUUGUGGGACAUCCUAAACAUUGGUGUGGUAUUCGCGUUUAAGAAACAUUUUUAAAGAAUUUUAUUUUAAGGCGGUAACAGUUUUUAAUGGUGGAAUUCUAAUCUUUACCUAUUAACAGUCAUAAAGCAUGUUCAAGUCCGAUUUCUGCAAUGUUUUGGGUUUUGCAAUAUGGCGAUGAUGUGGUAUACUGAAUUAAACUACGUCACAGCUUUUAAUUUCAUGAUGAACACCAGCUCCGUGAUUUUAAAUCAAAAUUUUCUAUACCGGAACAAUUCUCACUAUUUCAAAAAAGGAAUGCACGAGAAUAUGUUUGUUUUCUUGUACAAAACCAUAUCUAUGUUUUCAUCCCAACCAACUACUGCCCCUGACUAUCUAAGCUAGUGCAGGUGACUUCCAAAAGUGGAAUAGUGUUGCCCACAGCUGUGUGUUCCAUUUCGGAAUGGAUUCACGACAGCCAUUUCUGUCAGCAGCAGAACACUGCACGAAAAUCCUGCACGAAAAUCACACCUGUUGUCAGGAAUAGUGUCGUGUUUUAAAACUUUGUUAUUUAGCAAUAUUUCGAUUCGGAAUAAACUUAUGAGAAUCUGUUCCUGUUCACACCAUAGCCUUUUAUAGAUGUUAAAUUGUAACAACUUAUUGUCUUGGAAAAAAAUACUAAGAACGAUUUCUAAGUGUCCAGAUUAGCUUUAAUGUGUUUUAAAGAAUGGGGUAAAACUUCAGUAAGUGACAUAAAAUAGAAUUAUAGUCUCACUUUCAAAAAGUUGCAGCAGGAGAAAUCUUGUGAGUGUUAAAUGCAGAGGAGUAAGUUAUGUGAAAACAAAACUAAAGUAGUUCUGCAUUACAAAAAUAAGAUUUUGUUUAUUAAAUAGUUUUGGUUUUUCUCACAAAAAUUGUUAAGACAAAACUAACAACAGUUUUACAGUUUUUCGAGUCGACAUAAUUAAUUGUGAUACACCAGCUACCAAAACCCGCAUUCUUAACUUUGAGUUGAAACAGAAGUACCUACUUCUAGAAUAAAAUAUACACGCAUUCUACUCUAAAAUAGACGUUUAUGACAUUUUAAAUGUUUUGGGAUUUUAAAAUACUCUAACAAAAAUUAUACCAGCUGUUGCAUUAGGCAUUUUAUAUAAUUUUUAAAAAUUUCAGAGGGUUAUAGCCCAGGCCUGUACAACUAAAUUGGCCUUCUCCCGUUCUGAUUACUAAAAUAGUUUUUAUUUGAUUCUUUCAAACAUCAAGUAAAACGUCUUAAUACAGUAUAAGUAUUAUCUGAUUAGAAACAUAAAAUUUAAAAUAAUUUAUAUAUCUUUAACAGAGAAAACCUUCAUAUUAUUUUUCCCAGAUCAUAAUUAAUUUAAUAAUAAAAAACAUACUUUGAAACCAUACUAUAUUAUACGUGUGGAAUUUGGGCAUAUUUAUUUUGUAUUUAAACUCAAGUCAGCAUUAUUCAUCUCCGGAUAUGAAGAAAACUUUCGUUGUUGCGCAAGAUAAGCCAGAAUAUUUUACCCAAUACACACAAUACUCUUUGUUUCAUGAACUUGUUCAUGUCUUGCAGACUGAUUUGUAUUUCUGGUAUGGUUAGUAAGCCUUCAAACAUAACUAUUUUUAGGCCUGUCAGAUUUGUGAAGCGUGAAAAAUAGCUGACAGUUAUUUUCUUGUUCCCACGUCAAAAAUUUAUUUCAUAUGGUCUUAGAAAUACAAUCAUGAAGUUGUUCCAAACAUAUGCAAAUAUUACUAGAGUCUACGUCAUGUUAAAUUUCACUGUAAGUAUUUGUAUUUUAGAAUUUUUUUUACAAAAUAAAAUUUUUGAUCAUCAAAAUAAGUAAAAUCUGGGCUACAUCUGUAUCAGCAUGCAUACAACACACACACACACAUACGGAAGUUGAAAGUACACAAACAGAUAGCAGCUGCUACAUUGGAAAAUAGCACACGAACAGAAAAAUAGCAGGAAAUCAUCGAACAACUAUCAUUUCUCCGUGUUGUGCGCUGAAUUUCCGUGCGCGACCAAUCAGCAUACAAAACAUCAUAGAUAAACGCUACGCUCAGUGGCAUAGAGUAGCUAGUGAUUUUUUUAUAUGUACAUUUCAAAGAUAACAAGUGAAACUAAUUUGAACGUGUUACGGUAUUUAUUUUCAAGGCAAAUCUUUGUAGUUUCUAAUCAUUUAUAGUCGUUCAAAAAAUUGCUAAAUAAAAUACUUGGGCUUAGGUAAAUAAUAUUAGAUGAAAACAUUCCAAAAUUUGAAAAAGAAAAUAUACCAAAAAAAAGAGGGGAAAAAAGUCAGAAUUUUUUUAACCGUUAUGUUGUGUGCGAAUGUAUCUUAGAAUUAUGUGCUGAGCGUAUGCAACUGUGGUAUUUUCAUGCUGAUUGUGUACUGUCACGAAUUUAGCCUAGGCUUAAAUUUAAGAGAUAAUUUGUUUUCAGAAACUUUGUAUUUAUUUCUGUGUAUACAAAUAAUCUCUUAACAUUUUUUGGCGUACAAUAUUUUUUUUUCUUUGAUGUGAGUUGUUUUUCAAAGUGUAAACAAUUUUUUUUUAUUUACAUUACUACUGUGCAAUGCAUCCUUACCAUAACAGUUACUAUGACUCAUUUCAUUAAAGACCUAGUACCAAACAAUAUACGGGAGUGAAUGUUAAAUUAUAUAAUUAAAUGGUUUUAUUCAAAUAACCUGUAUAAAAACAAAAAAAAGACUAUUUCUGGGUUACACAUAUUCUAAUUGUUUCCUGUAACACUAAUUUGUGAAAUGUGCUAUGUGCGACUUACUUCAGAUUUAGACUUGAACUUUAAAAAAGUUGUGAAAUGUUUCAUAUACAAUAUGAAGAAGUUCUUUUUUAACACUUCUUGUUUUAUAUUGAUAUGCGAGAGGUUGUGAAUUGAAAAUCAAAUGCCUAGUUGUAGACAGAUUUUACGUGUGGUAGUUCUCCAGCAAAUGUCUGAGGAAAAGGAAGAACUCAGCUACACACAAUGCAUGGUUGUAACUGUCGCAUACAAAUUUUUUGAACUGUUUUCUACAGCUUUGUAGAACAGGCUACUGUUCCAACAUCUAGUCAAACCCAUGUCAGAGCAAAAUGUUGCUUAGUGAAUUAUGUGUCUAAUAAACAGGUCUGCCAUUUGUUGAUAUAAUAUAUUAAAUAUAGUUUUAAUGAUGUACUGUUGUGAGUUAUUUUGCCUGUGUACUAAAUGUUUAUAAGUAAAAUAUAUUUUUAAGAAAA